AUGGGUGGUGCUGCUGUCUGCCUUUUGACCCAUGACCCAAAUCGAAGGACAGAAGAUGUGGAUUUAGUGAUCCAUGUGGAUCAGCGCCAGAUUACAGCGGACCGGCUAACCACCCAGCUUCUCACAUCAUUCCCAUCUGAUUUCGGUCCGGUUAACCAAUUUGGCCACAUCAUUCCGGCUUACAGACUCCGCUUGCCGGGAGGCAAGGAGCAACUGGUGGAACUUGAGGUGUUUGAUUACCAAAGCUGGCCACAGCGGCCUCAGUACAAUCUCCAGACUGCUAGCCGAAGGACAUUGACUAUCAAUGGAUAUCCAGUCAAGACAUUCAGUCCUGAAUGGAUUCUGCGUGAGAAAAUUUUGUCACAGUAUCAGCGGCAGGGCCCAAAAGCACAGACUGAUAUUCGUGAUGUGGAACGCUUGAUCAUUUUCGCUGUACCUGGCACGCCGGAACUUGACUUCAGUCAUACUGAAGAGUUGAAAGCUGCAUUGGCAGAUCUUCUGAAAAAUUGGCCAGGAAUGCAACAGGCCCUAAAGCAAAAGAUCAAUUGCCCAGCAAUCUUCAAUAACUGGUACGCCCCAUUGUCGUCCUUGUCAGAAUGA
Molecule: messenger RNA, 600 nt
Organism: Aspergillus chevalieri
Lineage: Eukaryota; Fungi; Ascomycota; Eurotiomycetes; Eurotiales; Aspergillaceae
Product: nucleotidyl transferase AbiEii/AbiGii toxin family protein
Exons: 1
Coding region: 1-600 (199 amino acids)
Source: RefSeq, a predicted model, not a curated record